This is a messenger RNA of Syngnathus typhle (broad-nosed pipefish), 450 nucleotides long. RefSeq names its product interleukin-6-like. The coding region runs from base 64 to 450 and encodes 128 amino acids. NCBI's taxonomy places the organism in Eukaryota, Metazoa, Chordata, Actinopteri, Syngnathiformes, Syngnathidae. The record is from RefSeq and is a predicted model, not a curated record. The transcript has 2 exons.
AUAAGAAGUCAAGACAUGUUCCACGAGAGCAGGCGGUCAAGGCAAGAGUAAUCUCGACGCAACAUGCCCAACAUGUACACGCAAAUUCUCGCGGUGGGCUUGGUGGCUUUUCUAGUACUGCGAGCCAAUGGCGCUCCGUUGACAGAAGCGACCACCGUCUUGCCAUCAAGCGACACCUCAAGUGAGGAGGAAACGGCGCCCUUACUCUUGCUUACUCUUGUCCGGCAGAUGAAAAAACCAGAAGAGGUCACAGGCCUGAGUAGCAAUAAGGAAGAGAGCCUAUUGAGGUCACUGUACCACCCCGAUGCUUUCCACAGAAAGAUGACGGCGCACAACAUCCUGCGGAAGCUCUACAUCUUCAUUGUUGACGGCGAGAGGGCGCUGAGGCGCAAAGAACGGCGAAGGGGAAAACAUGCCAAGGUCUUCGCCAUGUUUAGUUUAUUGCGGUAG